AAGAAAAGAGAUUAGCCAAAAAUGGAGUUGGAAAGUGAAACACAGCAGUCAAAAUUUAGGAGGAUUUGUGUGUUUUGUGGAAGUAGCCAAGGCAAAAAGAGUAGCUAUCAAGAUGCUGCUAUUGAGCUUGGGAGGGAAUUGGUCUCAAGGAACAUUGAUUUGGUCUAUGGAGGAGGUAGCAUAGGUUUGAUGGGUUUGGUUUCACAAGCUGUGCAUGAUGGUGGUCGCCAUGUCAUUGGUGUUAUUCCCAAGACGCUCAUGCCUCGAGAGUUAACUGGUGAAACAGUAGGGGAAGUGAAAGCUGUUGCUGAUAUGCAUCAAAGGAAGGCAGAAAUGGCUAAGCAUUCAGAUGCUUUUAUUGCCUUACCAGGUGGUUAUGGAACUCUUGAAGAACUGCUAGAAGUCAUUACCUGGGCUCAGCUCGGAAUACACGAUAAACCGGUUGGGUUGCUGAAUGUGGAUGGAUACUACAACUCAUUGCUUUCCUUUAUGGAUAAAGCUGUGGAGGAAGGAUUUAUUAGUCCAAGUGCACGCCAAAUCAUUGUAUCUGCACCCACUGCAAAGGAGCUAGUAAAAAAAUUAGAGGAAUAUGUUCCCUGCCAUGAGAGAGUUGCUUCCAAGUUGAGUUGGGAAAUGGAAAAGCUUGGCUACUCCAAAACAUGCGAUAUAUCAAGGUUUUCCUCUUCUAUAUAUGUUGCUUUAGGAAGUCGGAGUGAUCCAUCUCUAUAUGUCAUUGGUUCAGUUGUUCACGUUCUUGCUUAA
Hibiscus syriacus is the source of this 762-nucleotide messenger RNA. Its product is annotated as cytokinin riboside 5'-monophosphate phosphoribohydrolase LOG3. Gene Ontology annotation, molecular function: hydrolase activity, hydrolyzing N-glycosyl compounds. Gene Ontology annotation, biological process: cytokinin biosynthetic process. The coding region runs from base 22 to 762 and encodes 246 amino acids. NCBI's taxonomy places the organism in Eukaryota, Viridiplantae, Streptophyta, Magnoliopsida, Malvales, Malvaceae. The transcript is spliced from 8 exons. The record is from RefSeq and is a predicted model, not a curated record. Gene Ontology annotation, cellular component: nucleus; cytosol.